This is a messenger RNA of Exserohilum turcica Et28A, 1636 nucleotides long. Its product is annotated as glycosyltransferase family 8 protein. The record is from RefSeq and is a predicted model, not a curated record. The transcript is spliced from 3 exons. Bases 1 to 1176 code for a protein of 391 amino acids. Lineage: Eukaryota; Fungi; Ascomycota; Dothideomycetes; Pleosporales; Pleosporaceae.
AUGGGCCGCCUGCUCCUCACGUCGGGCCAGGUCUCUGUUCUCCUGUCCGUCACCAUUGUCUUCUUCUUCACAUUUGCCCUCUUCUUGUCGGGCUGGGUGCUGCAGCAGCGCUAUGUGCACUCGCUCCAGGCCGCCAUCAAACCACGGCUCCCCAAGCCUCUCCCCCCGCCCAAGCCCAUAGAGCCGCCGACAUUGGACGCAAAAUGGGCGAGGCCCAUGGGCGGGCGGCCAGAGGUGGACGACACGUAUGCGCAGUACAUUGCGGGGCAGACGAUGGACUGGAGCCGGCUGGGCUAUGUGCAGGUGGUGCGCGAGCAUGUGGAGCUGUGCAGCGCCGUGAUGCUGCUGUCGGACCUGCACCGCAUGAAGAGCCCGGCACGGCGCAUCCUCAUGUUCCCCAAGCUGUGGCUCAAGGAGUCGGCCGACAACAAGUACAGCGCGGAGAUGUCGACGACACGCAGACUGCUGGGGACGGCGGUGCGGCGGUAUGGCGUGACGCUGAUGCCCAUGGAGCCCAUUGUCGAGGGCGCCGACGGCACUCUACCGUCGUCGUACUCGCUCGCCAGCCUCUAUUCGCUGGUCGAGUAUGAGCGGCUGCUGUAUCUCCAAGGGCCGGGCGUGCUGCUCGACGCGUCUGCCCUCGACUCGCUGCUCGCCUUCUCCAAGUCGGAGCCCAUGGCCGCAUACCCCGCAACGCCCGAGCGGACCGACAUGUCGACGUCGCUGCUCAUGAUCCAUCCGUCGCAACAGAGCUACAACCAGCUGCGGGCCCUGCGCGCGUCCAAGCCAACGUCGGACCUCAACAUGUUCCGCAAGACCUUCGCCGUGCCCGACUCGCUCAUCUCCGAGUGGUCGCUGUCCAUGGGCAACGUCGUGUACGAGUCGCAGAAGCUGCGCAGCGCGCCCGACAGCUUCAACGCGACGGCCUUUGAGCAGGCGACGACGUUUGUGAGGCUGUCGGACCCGGAGAUUCCCGGGCCCGAGUACGACGUGCCCUACUCGGAGCGCGCCAAGCUGCGGCCGCAGAACCAAGAGGCCCAGGAGGCGUGGAGCAAGCUGUACGAGCGAUUCCGCCAACGGCGCAUGGAGGUGUGCGGGCUGGAUCUCGAGACGUAUCAGCCGGUAAUGGUCACGGGUGGGGCCGGUGAAACGAAGGCGGCGGGGGACGAGCUAUGAAACAGCAAAACUUUUGUUUUGUCCCCAGCCACGUCUGCGCUUGGGGACGGCAACGGGGUUGGUGUCUGUGACGAGUGGGGGGGAGGAGGAGCAGGAGGAGGCAGUUUGUUUUUUUGUUUUUUGUUUGCCUUUUCUUUUUGACGACGAUGAUGAUUGUUAUGACGAUGGCCAUGUUUGCACAUGGGGACAGAGUUGCAGUGUCACGAUGGAGCUCGGCUUGGCGGGGAUUGCUGGGGGGGUGCAUGAAAUCGGGGCCAGGCUGUUUGCAGGAUAGCAAGAAUAGCAAUGGGACAGGCCAUGGCGACGGCUAAGAUGCGGGAGUGGGAGCCAUGUUCCUUGAUGCUGGGAUUGCCACGGUACGCAUGACGCAACAAGCGAUGGGUUCCGGCGGUGCUUACGGCGAGGGCGGCACGAUUGCGGCGAUGACGCGCUGGCGGCGGUGAGUGGUGGGAUGGAUAGA